Salmo salar (Atlantic salmon) is the source of this 1764-nucleotide messenger RNA. The record is from RefSeq and is a predicted model, not a curated record. NCBI's taxonomy places the organism in Eukaryota, Metazoa, Chordata, Actinopteri, Salmoniformes, Salmonidae.
AGUGUCAGUCUGUAAUGUAAUGAAAACAUGGACUGGACUAACAGUAAUGUUCACUACAUUAGAGUAAAACAUGGAAUGGCAUUCUAAGCGACAGUUUGUAGUAGAAUGAAAACAUGGACUGGAUUAACAGUAAUGAUCACUUCAUUAGAGGUCGUUCUUGCCAACCAUUGGCCCUGUCGUCUCAGCUGGAUACUACAGUGUCUGGAGGACGAGCAGCAGAGAGCAGAGAUCGAUGACGCCGUCGGGACGGCGACACUCGUCGACGAGUCCAAGACUUUGUGGGGGGUCUGCUAAAUGGCAUAUAUUAUUAUAAUUAAAUUCUAUAUUAUUAUUUUAUAUACUAUUAAUACAUUAUUAUAUAUAUUAUAAUAGGUGUUCAGCGACUCGAGGAUGGAGCUUCACAUGAUGAGGGAGGAGAUCGAAGACCUGCUGGAACAGGACGGAGAUCCAGAGAUGUUUGAGAUGUUCCUCAAGGUGCAUUUCCAGUUCAGGGUGAGAGACGCGGAGAGGUUGAAGCUGACCAUGGUUAACCUGGAUCAUUCUAUCAGGAGGCAGCUGGCCCGGAUCAGAGGGACCACCAGACUGAAGAAUUCUGGGUGGGGGAGGAACCUGGCUCCUCUCAACAUCAGGACUGUUAUCAACAUGACCUCUGAGGAUGUCUGCAAAGCGCUGGCAAGGAUGAACUAACCUAAGAAGUACGCAGACAUCGUCCGUAGCAAUGACCUCACCGGCCAGGCGCUGGUCUUCGGUGAUCCUGACGACCUUAAACAGCUGCUCCAGAUGACCUUCGGGGAGUGGGCAACCUUCAGACUCCACUUCCUGGGUAUCGGUGGGAGGCCCCAAGGUGGAGCCAAGGCCACGUCCCUAAACCUAAACCCCAAACAACUGACCAAUCAGCAGUCCAAACAACCCCAGUUCGGUCCCCAUAGCCACGGGUCAACAUUAAAUCUGUCUUUUUCUUGAUGCCGUGGCGAGAUAGAGACGGAUGAAAUCUGAUACAUAUACAGACAGAUGAUCUGUGAGAAUGGCCUGUGUAUUGAUGUGUAGUACCCAUGAGAACCUACUUACCUAUUGUGUAAUAACAGUGAACUGCAUUCCUCUACCAGCUCCUGUUGGAUCUAUAGAGCUUUCAGUUGCUCAAACCAGACACUAGGUGGCGCUGCCACUGGAUACAUGUCAAAGGGACUUUCUUACUGUCAACCAACAAAAUAAAAUGACACACAAAAAUGUAAAAAUAUAACAAAAAGGAUCUCUAGUUGAAUACUACUCAUAUUACAGAGUGGUAAAACUUCACCUACAGAGGAAAUAUGGUCUCAGAGGAGGCCUGGGUAAGGCUGAAAUGUCAUAAAUAUACAGACUUCUUUCAAUUAUUUUUCAAUUAUGCUUUUAGAUACAAAUGUCAAUAAUAUGUCAACAUUCCACCAGUGGAGACUGCUGAGGGGAGGACAGCUCAUAAUAAUGGCUGGAACGGAGCAAAUGGAACGGCAUCAAACAUCUGGAAACCAUGUGUUUGGUGUAUUUGAUACCAUUCCACUGAUUCCGCUCCAGUCAUUACCACGAACCUGUCCUCCCCAAUUAAGGUGCCGUCAACCUCCUGUGAAAUCCAUCCCCUAUUCAAUUUCAUUAAAAUCCCCAAAGUCAUGGACCUUCAUUUUUGUCCUGGUUUCAUUGGUAAGAAGAAGGCCCCUCUCCCCACAGGUGUGAUUACUACCGCUAAGGGUUUAGAGCUUGAGGUAGUCACCUCAUACAAGUACUUGGGAGUAU